GUUAUUGUAUUCAUCCGCGGGGUUACACGGCAAAAACAGCUUGAUAAAAACAGAGCGGAGCACAGCCGCUGUACAGCUUCUUCUGGUGUUUAUAAGCUAUAUCAGUGCCAUCUGUGAGCUCCCUGAGCGCAGACGACGAUUCAUCAGCCUUCAGAGUCUUACUGUUCCAGGUGCCAUGAAGUUCCAGUACAAAGAAGAGCACCCGUUCGAGAAGAGGCGAUCAGAGGGAGAGAAAAUAAGGAAGAAGUAUCCGGACAGGGUGCCUGUAAUUGUUGAAAAAGCCCCCAAAGCCAGAAUAGGAGAUUUGGACAAGAAGAAAUACCUUGUCCCCUCUGACCUCACAGUGGGCCAGUUCUAUUUUCUCAUCCGAAAACGAAUCCACCUGAGGGCUGAGGAUGCUCUAUUCUUCUUCGUAAACAACGUCAUUCCUCCUACCUCUGCAACCAUGGGCCUUCUAUACCAGGAGCACCAUGAAGAGGAUUUCUUCCUCUACAUUGCCUACAGUGAUGAAAGUGUGUAUGGAGAAUAGAACCAAAGGAGAAAUCUAAUUUCACUCCUCCCUUACCUUCCUUUAAAAAGAAUAUAUAAACCCACAUCGGCAGCCUAGAGUUCUCAGAGCUAAGACAUCAGAUGCACUUUUGCCGUCUUUCUUUUUUAUAAUUUCUUUUUAUGUCUCAUUCUUCAUUCUGCAGUUUGCUUUAUUUUUGGUUUUUAUUACGUGAAGGUUUUGGCAAGUCCUUUUUCUUUGCUACAUCAUGGUUACAGGCUGGCCCCAAGCGGCAGUACUUGAUGGUAAUGGAUAUUACUUGAAGGUGUUUUGUAAUUUUGCAUAGAUUUUGGACUUUUAUCUUUGUUUCACUAAAUCUAGAGUUUUCUCCCUAACUUGGGGAAGCAUGUUUUCGGGCCAUUGUACAUUUGAGUGCUGCUGGCACCUGAUGACCAGUCAGUUAUAAAAACCAGGCUAAAGUAAACAUCUUUGUCUGCUCUCCAGUAUGUGGUUUAAUGAUUACAACCUGAUAUGAAUAUUUAAUAUAUUAGGUAUUCUUGUAUGUAGAUUGUUUAGGUGAUUUGAUUUAUGAUAUUGUAAAGCUUAAGGAUUUGAUUUAGAUCACAGUUUUAAUUUCUUCUGUUGUGUUCUUUUUUUUUUUUUUUUUUUUUUUUUUUGAACUCGGUAUUCAGCUGCAUUUCUGGUACCCUUGAAUUAUGGUGACCAUAUAAACUAAUCACAAACUGUC
Messenger RNA from Astyanax mexicanus (Mexican tetra), 1235 nucleotides. RefSeq names its product GABA(A) receptor-associated protein b (gene gabarapb). The transcript is spliced from 4 exons. Lineage: Eukaryota; Metazoa; Chordata; Actinopteri; Characiformes; Acestrorhamphidae. The coding region runs from base 176 to 529 and encodes 117 amino acids. Gene Ontology annotation, biological process: cellular response to nitrogen starvation; autophagosome assembly; macroautophagy. Gene Ontology annotation, molecular function: ubiquitin protein ligase binding; GABA receptor binding. The record is from RefSeq and is a predicted model, not a curated record. Gene Ontology annotation, cellular component: cytosol; autophagosome membrane; autophagosome.